This is a messenger RNA of Vitrella brassicaformis, 591 nucleotides long. NCBI's taxonomy places the organism in Eukaryota, Vitrellaceae. The record is from the annotation of a GenBank genome assembly.
CUUCAAGUUCCCAAAAGACCGCUCUCCUCCCUCCAUCCAACUCAUCCCAAUGCUCUCUGCAAUGCCAUCCCUUCGAUCUUCCAUAUCUUCGCCGGCAGCCAUCCGCUUGGUGUCAUCGAGCGCCCCGCAGCCCAGCGACCCCCUGCCCUCCCCUCAGAGGAAGCGGUGCGAGAUCCUCGCCAAGUUCGGCAGCUUCUACAGCCUGGUGUGUGCAGUAGAGAAGGAGGCGCAGUACCGUCGGCGGCAGGAGGAGUCGAAGCUGCAGUGGGGUGCAGGUCACGAGUACAAGGAGUACCAGUCCAAGCUGCCGCCCAAGCAGUACGAGGGCAGGGGCUACAUGAAGUACUGGUUCAGGAGGAAAAGGCCAGGAGCCAGGCAGUGACAGACUGAGUGAGGGGGCUCUGGCUGGCUGCCAGUGGCUGCAGCUUGUGGUGCACUGAUGGGAUCUGGACAGUCGUGUGCGUCAUGUUUGCUGGUACGAUGAGAUGAAGAUGGGUGGUGUGUACUGUGUGUGACUGUGACUUCCAUGGACGGACCCUUUCAUACUGACUGCAUCAACAAGUGUAGAACACACACGGGUCUUGAAUUACA